This is a messenger RNA of Micropterus dolomieu (smallmouth bass), 789 nucleotides long. It is a transcript of the gene ly6d, whose product is annotated as lymphocyte antigen 6 family member D. The record is from RefSeq and is a predicted model, not a curated record. The transcript has 3 exons. NCBI's taxonomy places the organism in Eukaryota, Metazoa, Chordata, Actinopteri, Centrarchiformes, Centrarchidae. The coding region runs from base 100 to 336 and encodes 78 amino acids.
UUUCGUACACAGGGCACCACCUAGUUCUAGUUUGGUAGGUGGCGUGUGCCAGUAUAAAAGUACCACAGUGGGAGUUUUGUCCACAUACCGUCUGACAACAUGAAGGUCCUGCUUGUCACGCUGCUGCUCGUGCUGCUGUGUAGCACUCAAGUGCUAGCACUGAGAUGCUACACCUGUGAAGAUGAGAACGAUCACAUCUGUAAGAGCGAGACGAACUGCCCGGCAUCAGCUCAAUACUGCAAGACCUUUCAGAAACUGGAUGAACUUUCUCGAACUUGUGAGGAUUUCUGUGCAGAGGACUUUUAUACAACCUGCUGCCAAGAUGACCUUUGCUAGAUCCGAGGCAUCACUCAGCGUACACUUUCACUUUCUGAUUAAUCAAAAUCUUAUGAGGGAAUUAAUUGCUUAAAUCUGAACAUGAUGGAAGAUAAUUUGCUAGUAUAUAUGAUUUUAACGGGACAACCCUGUUUUUGAUUUGUCUUGACUUUCAAUGAAAUCUACAAAUGUUGAAUUGUUUAGCCUCUUUUCAUCAUCCAAUAGCCUUCUGUGCAAACUGCGCAACACACUGGUAGCCAGAUAGCCAGGAUUUUUUAAAGGGACUAGAGCUGGAAGCAGAGCAGGCACACAUACACACACACAGUUGAUCCCUUAGUCACUUAGUGGGUCACUGCAACAGCCUACUGCUAUGUGGGUCGCUAUCUGACUCUGCUGCAGUGUAAAGUUUGACUCCAACUGCUUCCUCUGUUUCCAAAUCCUUAAAUAAUAAAAUAAAUAUGUAAAUUGAUCUCA